AUGGAGUUUCCUCAUGUCAAAGAUGCGGCCUUUGGCGAGCGCGAGGGGAGCCUGGUGAGUACAUGUUGCUCACAGUUCGAGGAUGCCCUUCAGGAGUCGUCCAAAGCGUUCGAUCCUGACGUGCCUGCUGCGUGGCCAAAGGUCGUAGUCGACGAUGGCAUCCCUUCCAUUGAUCUGGAUUUCCGAAGCUUCGAUCGCGACUGCUUUCCAUUGAUAGAGCCAGGGCGCUUUUCUUUGGAACACAUCUUGCGACCGUCGGAUGAAGGACAACAUGCACAGAUUGAAGUCCUCGUUGACCACGCAGCAUCUGACACGAAGGUUGUGGCAAAGCGCUUCCCUCGGGAAUAUCUCCAGCAUAGUCCAGAAGUGUUUCAACAGACGAAGCCGGAGGAGCAGCUAGAGAAUCCCUGGACCGAGCUAUUCCUGGCUUUGAAGUUGGGCCAGGGCCCUGCGCGGAUGCGGGGUGUUGUCCCAUGCUGGGGCGUGUACAGAGACUCCCGGGAUGAUGUGCUCUUGAUGUUGGAGUGGUCUCCUGGUGGGGACCUCUUUGAACUUGCCAGCGACUUGGGGGAGGUCGGGCCAGAAAGGGAAGCUACCGCGGCGCAGGUGCUCUACUCUUUGCUGAACGUGGUUACACAGCUUCAUGCCUUGGGCAUCGCGCAUGGGGACGUAAGUGCCGAGAAUGCCAUCCUGCGCGUCAGUGGUGGUGAGGUGGAGGUGGCCCUUCUCGACUUCGCCAUGGCAUUGCACGACACUGACCUCUCGAAUGCGACGGGGGCUCGUGGAAAGCUGAUGUACCGGGCUCCAGAGACUCUUGGGGAGCACGCCGUCUACGAUGCCCGGGCAGCCGACUUGUUUGCAUGCGGGGUGGUAGGCUACGUCUUGGCGACUGGCACCUACCCUUGGCAGAGCACUGCUGGCGACUGCAAGGCCUAUUCCUACGUGCGACAGCACGGCAUGAAGCGCUUCCUCGACAAGAGGUUCAUAGGCAGCCACGAGCAGAGCUUUGAGUACGGGCAAGAUAGAAUCAUAGACGAUCAGAGAGCUCAGCACCAUGCGCCGCCUUUGCCAUGCUCUGCUGCUGCUGCUUUCGCAACGCCUGGCACGAUGCCCGCCGGCAUGCUGCCUGCUUCUGCCACUGCUCGUGCUUUGCCUUUGUUGCCUGCCUUUUCUGCGUCCGCUGCUCCUGCUGCUUCCGCACCUACUCCUCUUCCGACCGAUCUUUCAGCUUGUCCUCUGUCCCUUCGCGGGGAUCCAGAGGGCGCUCGGGCCCUUUUUGGGUCCGGGCCGGACGGCCGUGGUCCACCGAUUUCGGACCCGGCGUCCUUCCGCCCACCGCGCCCCGAUUCCUAUGGGCCGGUGGCUGGCCGCGGUGGAGCCUUGCUCCCCGAUGAGCCCAUGAGCGAGCAUCCGGGUGCACCCCAUGAUUCCGUCGCAACGAUUACCGCGGCGGGUCAUGGUGGUGCCGCCCCCGCCAUCGAUAACGGCGGGUGGCAUACCGGACCCUGUGCUGUCAGGGCCCUGGUCGAUGAAGCCAUUGGGUCGGAAGCAUCCGCGCGCAUCGCCACCGAUAUUCUGGCGAUCGCGCAGGGUGUGACCAACACCCAGGCCGACCUCGAUAGACUGAGGAACGGCGUCUCGGAUAUCACCGAAGCGCUUGAGAGCAAGAUCCGAGACAUGUGGGAGCUUCUUCAGGCCGAAUUGAGGAAAGAGCGUGAGCUGUUCAUGCAGUUUCAGGACUCUUUCCGCGAGAGGCGGAUUUCUGAUCACGAGACGCUUGAAGAUCAUUUUGCGAAGCUCACCUCGACGAUCAAUGAUCGACUUAUUGAGUUCGAUGAGCGGAUCCAUCAGUUCAACGAAAAGCGUGCUGGAUCGCUAUCCAUGCAGCUUGCCGAGACGAUCCGCCACAUCAAGCAGUACCCAGACGCGCUGCGGCAGAUUCAGAUCAAUAUCUCUAAUGCCGAAGCGCGUGUUGCUGCUGUGGAGCAGAAUGCUACUCACCGCAUCGAAGUCAUCAGAUCCGAGAUGAGUCGCGCUCUCUACGAUCAUAAGGAGAGUAACCGAGCUCAUAUCGAUCAGCUGACUGCUCGAAUCCAGCACCUCGAGAACGCUCAUGUCCGCAGAGGCGGUUCUGAUAGAUCGACGCCUUCGCGUCCAGAACGAACGCAGUUCUUCGAUAUCAGUGACCAUGGUGGGGAUAUUCCACGCCCUGCGGACCUGCCGCCAGUUCCAGGUGCUCUAUUCCCUGGCGGACCGACUACGGCCAUUCCGAGGUCUUCCCUGUUGGGUCCGAUCGAUCAUGGCUCUCCGCCGGGAUGCAACGCUGCGCCUGCUGAAAAAGCCUCAACGGUUCACUCUCAGACGAGUGGAAUCAAUCUCGAUGAAAUUCUGAGGCGAGCGCAGCAACGAGUCGCUGACGAACAAACAGCCGAAAGUCGUGGGCAAAAUAAUCCUGUUGAGCCCAUUCGCCAUAAUUUUGGCCAAACGUCGGCGUGUUUCUCAGGAAGAUCGCCGAAUCAGGCCGUUCCUUCCGCAAAUGCCGCCGGAGCGACUUCCGGUCAGACUCCGAGCCUCAGGCCAUUUCAAGUCGAUGAUGCUCCUCGCACUGACAUCCGACACGUCCCUGAAGCUCGGAGCUUCGCUCCUGAGCCCAGGUCAAGUGAGACCUUCCCAUGCCAAAUCUCCUAUGAUACCCGAACUGUCCCGGCUGGGAAGGGACCAUCACGAUGGUAUGAUGCGAUGCUUGGCCGGUCAAAUCUCAUUGGCAAUAGUGCUGGCGAUCCAAUUCUCCAUAGUGAGACCGGCACUUUUACCCUUGCACCGAACACGAGUGUUACUGCGACGCUUCAGCAUGAUGCAGCCAACGAUGCCAUGCCCCCGAUGCCUACCUUCAACGCCAGAACGUCCGUUCCUGCACCCAGUGUCGCGCCAUCCGGAUUUGGUGGACCGCCGCCCGCGCAUAACGGAGGCGGCGGUUAUUCUGGUGGUGAUGGCCCCAACGAUAACGGGGGUGCAUAUGGCGGUGGUUUCGGUGGACAUGGACACCACGGGUCCGGUUUUGGCCCCGGUGGAGGUGGUGGCCCACCUGACGGCCCACCUGGUGGUCCGCCUGGUGGUGGUGGCCCUCCUGAUGGGAGUGGUCCGCCUGAUGGCGGCCUUGAUCCGCCUAGCAUCAGGCCACCCGGUCGGCCGAGUGGGAGCGAUACAUUCCAGUGCGAACGCUGCGCCGGAACUUUCCCGACCACCAGACAGACUGGGAAUCCACCUGGUCCCAACGAUUCGGGAUUCGGUGGACCCAAGGGCGAUGGAUCGCUGAGCGAGGCCAAGAAGGCAAAGUGCAAGUCCUUUCGUCUCGAUCCCGAGCCGGAGCCUGCUCAGCUGCGACGCUGGAUCGUCGAUAUGAAAGAGCGAGUCGCGAACGCAUUCGCCUACGAUCCCGGAUACGCACUCUCAUGGGUUGAGAUUCCCGAUGGUACGCGAUAUGAGGAUCUCCUCGAUGAGUGCAAGUAUGGAAUGCUUGAAAAUGAAUGCAACUCUGCGUUCCGCGAGUGCGUCCGAUCCAUUGCACUGAACCCAAAGGCUCUUGCGUAA
Messenger RNA from Symbiodinium sp. CCMP2592, 3591 nucleotides. The record is from the annotation of a GenBank genome assembly. Lineage: Eukaryota; Dinophyceae; Suessiales; Symbiodiniaceae.